AUGCCGAAUCCUAACCCGUCUUUCUCUGUUUUGAACGACAUUCUCGCUCAAUCCAAGAAGCUGACAACGGAGCUUCAGCUUUUGCAGCCGGAAAUCCCGCAGAUUCAGCUCUCUUUAGAACAGAUUGAGGCGCGUGCAAAGGACCUUGCGCAAAAGGCUGCCCAAGCCGCUCGCGACGGCGAUUCUAAGGCUCAUCUUGUGUUGGCUGGAAGCGGAGUGAAUCCUGCGGAGACCAAACAAGACCUGGCGCAGAUCAGGUUUCCUGAACCAAUUGACCCUCUUGUACCAUCACACGACGCGAGAGAUCUCGACCGUCACUUGCGCUACAAGAAGGAGCAGAAUAUCACUUCGGCUAUCGACGAAUCAAUCAGACGUACGCAAAAGGACUUCGAAGCAUUCGUUGCCAGAAACAUCAAUCUUGACUGGGAGAAGCAAAAGCAGAGAGUUUUCGAGUCCAUUGGCUUGGCGGCAAGAACUGGCGAUGAAAAGGACGCAGAGAAGCCGGGCGCCUCCGUUUUUGGCAAAUCAAUGGGGUUCUCUACGCACAAGCGCAGCUUGUCACGCUCCGUGCUCGGCAAAUCUGUUCUGGGUAAGCCGACAGCGGGCAGCCUUACGUCCCACCUCCGCCGCCAGCAGUUUGCUACUGUUGUCAAGCACUUGAACGACCUCCGCUUGAAGGGUACUCCUUUUGGCAUUAUAUCCGCCUUCUCGGCUCUGUCUGAUAAUGCAGGGAACAAGGCGACCAUUCAGCAGCUUGGCGACGCGUGGAAGUUGAUGGGAGUGUUGGCCAAUGAGGAGAAUGUCCACAACGGAGAAUUCUACGGCGACUCCAUUACUGAGCGACAGUACGCCAAGCAGUACGCUGCUGCUACUCCUCGCUCCAAGGAUACCACUGCUCUGAAUAAGCAUAUCACUGCGGCCUCCCGCAAAUGGCUUGAGGAGCAAUUCCGAGUAGUUGUCGAUAACUUGAUUGUCAGCAACCCCCAGUUGGCACAAAUCGGUGGAGUUCCCUCGAUCAACAACAAAAUCCGGGGUUAUCUCAACGUACGCUUCAAGCAAGACGGCGAAUGGAAUGGACCAAAGUUCGAGCUGGUCGAAGACUACCCGAUAUGGGCGCACAUCUUCUACUUGAUUCGCGCUGGCCGUCUCGAGGAGGCUGUCAAGUUCACCGAAGCCAACGAUGCAUGGUUCCAGAAUGGGGAAAGAUCAUUCCCGACAUACAUUCGCACCUACGCCACGUCUCCUGAUCGUCGUCUUCCCCGGCAAUUGCGCGACCGUCUGCAUGCGGACUUUAACCAGCGUAUUAGGUUCUUGACGGAAGACACUGAUCCGUACAAGCAUGCUGUAUACAAGAUUAUUGGUCGCUGUGAGUUGAACAGGAGGUCGUUGAGAGUUCUUAGUACUACCGAGGACUGGAUGUGGUUGCAGUUCAUAUUGGCUAGGGAGACGGAGGACCCAAACGAGCCUAUUCAGGACAGGUAUACCCUCGAGGACGUCCAGAAGCUCGUCUUGACCUUCGGCGCGAAGCACUUCAACGCUUCUGGUCAGAACGCUAUUGUCUACUUCCAGGUGCUGUUGAUGACUGGACAGUUCGAGCGUGCAGUGCACUACAUGUACUCGUACCACUGCAUCGAUGCUGUUCAUUUUGCGAUUGCAUUGACGUACUACGGAUUGUUGCGCGUUCCCGUCGAGUCGCCGGUUACGGAGGCGGAUCUACUCAUUCUCGACCAAGAGCGCGAUAUCUCUUAUAUCAAUUUCGCACGCCUUAUCUGCGUGUAUGUUCGCGAUUUCCGUCAAACUGAUCCUGAGGAGGCUAUCGAUUAUCUGGCCUUGAUCUGCUUGAACGGUGAUUUGCCGGCGCCCAAGUCCGCUGAGCAGCGUGCACUCUGCCACAGCGCAAUCAGGGAGUUGGUGUUGGAGACUAGACAGUACGACCGUCUCAUCGGUGACGUACGUGCGGAUGGCACUCGUAUCCCUGGUGCUAUUGAGCAGAAGAUGCGCCUCAUUCAAUUGCCUAAUGAGAAGGACUAUCUCCGCACUAUCACCGAGCAGGCUGCGGCUCAGGCCGACAACGAUGCCAGAACAAACGAUGCGGUCUUGCUCUACCACCUGUCCGAGGCGUACGACACUGUCGUUAGUAUCAUCAACAAGAAGCUCGGUGACGCGAUUGCCGAUAUGACCACGGAUAUUGCUCACGCUCCGCAUGUUCCGCAGGAUGCGAAUGUCUCGCUUGCGGCUUCGGAAGAUGCGGCGGUACUUGCUAAGAAUAUGAUUGAUGUGUACGCCAACAAUGCUGCAAUCAUCAAGAGCAUCAGUGUCGUGAACCGAGAAGCAUGUGAUACCCUCCAGAAAAUGCUCGGUGCACGCAAGUUGUACGAGUCCGGAGAUUGGGAGAACGCGCUGCAGGUCAUCGAACAGCUUGACUUCCUGCCGUUGUUGUCUGCAGAUUUGACAGAUGUUCGUCACCGUGCUCAGCAAUUCGCUUCCUUGCACGAGAGCAUUGCGAAGAAUGUGUCGAACCUGGUGAUUAUGGCGAUGGAGUCUAUGCAGGCGAUUAGUAUGGGCUUGAAGGAGAGUACAUACACAGAUCCAAGCAGAGUGGCGAAGUUGAAGGAAAUCAAGAGGAAAGCGAAAAACGCUGUGAUGUAUGCCGGUUUGAUCCAGUACAGGAUGCCGGCGGAUGUGUACACCAAGCUGAUGCGGUUGGAGGUUAUGAUCUGA
Saitoella complicata NRRL Y-17804 is the source of this 2721-nucleotide messenger RNA. RefSeq names its product NIC-domain-containing protein. Gene Ontology annotation, biological process: poly(A)+ mRNA export from nucleus; protein import into nucleus. Gene Ontology annotation, cellular component: nuclear pore. Lineage: Eukaryota; Fungi; Ascomycota; Saitoellomycetes; Saitoellales; Saitoellaceae. Gene Ontology annotation, molecular function: structural constituent of nuclear pore. The transcript has 2 exons. The record is from RefSeq and is a predicted model, not a curated record. The coding region runs from base 1 to 2721 and encodes 906 amino acids.